Messenger RNA from Mollisia scopiformis, 1386 nucleotides. RefSeq names its product putative short-chain type dehydrogenase. Bases 190 to 1107 code for a protein of 305 amino acids. The record is from RefSeq and is a predicted model, not a curated record. Gene Ontology annotation, molecular function: oxidoreductase activity. Gene Ontology annotation, cellular component: cytosol. NCBI's taxonomy places the organism in Eukaryota, Fungi, Ascomycota, Leotiomycetes, Helotiales, Mollisiaceae. The transcript has 3 exons.
CGACAUGAUUGGACUUUCUGCCUCGAUCAUGAGGAAUUAAUGGUAAAUUUCGAGGAAGUAUAUAUGCUGGUGAUCUUGAUUACCAUCUUUAGAGAACUUUUCUUUUCACUUUGAACAAAUUGUCAAUACUUUUGCCCCAAAUACACCUCCUUCUGGUCCUUACCACGUGCUUACCCCUCCAUCGUCAUCAUGCCUCCUCCAAGAGGAACUCCAAACCCCAUUGAAGGACCAGGCGACUACGAUGUCACGACCAUCGUCCACGACCACAGCUACCCCGCCAUCUCAAACCUCACCUCCAGCGCAACCCACGCUGGAAAAUCCGUCUUCAUCGCCGGCGCAUCUCGAGGCAUCGGUCUCGGAAUCUCCAUCUCCUUCGCUCAAGCAGGAGCUUCCCAAAUUGCCCUCGGCGCCCGCUCGAACCUGGAAUCCGCCAAGAAAGAAAUCCUGGCAGCUGCAGCAAAGGCCAAACGACCCGAACCAAAAGUCCUCUGUGUCAAGAUCGACAUCACGUCUCAAUCUAGCACCGAAGAAGCUGCUAAGCUUGUGGAGAAAGAAUUCGGGAAGCUGGAUAUCGUGGUCAAUAAUGCUGGCAUCUUCCCUGCGCCGGCUUUGGUAGCGGAUAGUGAUCCGAAGGCGUGGUGGGAGACGUGGAAUGUUAAUGUCAAUGGACCGUAUCUUGUUACCAGAGCCUUUUUGCCUUUGCUGUUGAAGGGAGGAGAUAAAACUAUCAUCACGACAGGGAGUGUGGGCGCGCAUUGUAUAAUGCCAACAUUGAGCGCGUAUCAGCCUACGAAACUGGCGGUGUUGAGGUUCAUGCAAUUCGUUGCGAAGGAGUACGAAGAUCAGGGCGUGGUGGCCUUUUGCAUUCAUCCUGGGAACGUCAUUACAGACAUUGUCGGCGGCGAAGAAGGGAUACGUCCUGAGUUGAGACCAAUUUUCACGGAAACUGCUGAUUUGCCAGGAGAUACUCUUACUUUCUUGACCAGGGAGAAGAGGGAUUGGCUUUCCGGACGAUAUAUCAACGUUACUUGGGACAUGCCGGAAUUGAUGGCAAAGGAGGCGGAGAUUGUGAAGGGAGACAAGCUCAAAGUAAAGUUUGACUUCUGAGAAGAUCAUAUUCCAAUUCGAUGUCGUUUUCGAGCUGUACAUUCGGGAAUCUGUGCCGGCCUUUUGAACUAUCUUAGUAUUCUGACUUUAUAGUUGUAAGUUCAGCCACUAGGUCGGAAGAAGUGGUUCAAGUGGGAGCCGUCUGCAAGAAAAUCAAGGGAUGAGGCUCGUACUCCACAUUCAACCUGAGAAGAUUCUCUCCAAUAGUUACACGGCAUUCUUGCCUGCGUCUCUUUCUUGUUCCAGCAUUUGAAUUCGUAUUCAGUCGCCAAUGACAGC